Molecule: messenger RNA, 690 nt
Organism: Dictyostelium discoideum AX4
Lineage: Eukaryota; Evosea; Eumycetozoa; Dictyosteliales; Dictyosteliaceae
Exons: 1
Coding region: 1-690 (229 amino acids)
Source: RefSeq, a predicted model, not a curated record
AUGAAAAUCACAAACAACACCACAAAUAUUAAGCAACACAAAUGCCUACAAAAAAUAAGCGAAAUUGUGGAUAAAACUCAAUUAAAAAAAAAACAAUUCAAAUACGUCAUAAACAUCAAUCACGAACCAGACGAUAAAAUAAAAAAAGAUUUAGAAAAAAGUUUGGACAAAAAAGAUGUUUUAAUCAAAAGUAAUAAUACAUUCAAAAUUCUCACAGACAGUAUUAGUACAGUAAUCUAUUUUGUAAAUAUGUUUGAUGCAGAAUUAAAAGGACAAUUUAUAACCACUAUAAGACCAAAAAAUAUGUAUACAGAUUUUGAUUGGUAUAAAUCACUCACAGAAAUAGAAUGGGUAAUAGAAAAUGAAGGAUGUAAACUAAUUAAAUCAGAAAUUAAAGGCGAAACUCUAAUUAUCAAAACAGUGAAAAGAGUCGUAGAAGAAUUUGACACUAUCAUUGAACUAGACAAUCUAACAUUAAUUGGACACUCCAACAAAGGAUGGAGAGAUCAAACCUCAUUACCAGAAAAUCAAGAAGAAAACAAAAAUAAAAAACAAUCAGAUGAACAACAACCACAAUCUACAUCAGAACAAAUACCAAAACAAGGAAAAAGAACAAUCAUUAUUCCACCAAUCACAUCCUCAUCUAAUGAUAAAACAUUUAUGGCCCUAGAUGAUACAGCUCAAAGGUAA